Molecule: messenger RNA, 1771 nt
Organism: Salpingoeca rosetta
Lineage: Eukaryota; Choanoflagellata; Craspedida; Salpingoecidae
Product: reductase with NAD or NADP as acceptor
Exons: 3
Coding region: 144-1343 (399 amino acids)
Biological process (GO): steroid biosynthetic process
Molecular function (GO): 3-beta-hydroxy-Delta5-steroid dehydrogenase (NAD+) activity
Source: RefSeq, a predicted model, not a curated record
CACCCACAAACAACAACGCGCACACCAACACCACGCACCACCGAAUUGACACACCGUCCACCACUUUUGAGUCCCUAUCGGCCCCUCUCCUCACCCUCUUCAUCUUUCCUUCUCUCUUACCCUUCUCUCUUACCUCACACACGAUGGAGUUCAACGACAAGCUGAGCAUUGUGCAGAAGAAGGCUGCCGAAAGCGUGGGAAAGACGCUGGACGGCGGCGUGUACGUGGUCACGGGCGGCACAGGCUUUGUUGGCCAGCGUUUGGUGGAGAUGCUUGUGGAGCGUGGCGCCGAUCGCGUCAUCUCCUUCGACAUUGUCCCACCGACGUCGCUGUGCUGGAUUCACCCGAAGAUUGAGUAUGUGGUUGGUGACAUCACCAACAAGGAGCAGGUGAUUGAGGCGUGCAAGGGCGCCGACUGCGUGUACCACAUUGCGGCUGCAGUGGGCCCAUUCCACCCCUACCCGCUCUACGAGCGCGUCAACUACCAGGGCACGCUGCACGUGAUUGAGGCCUGCCGCGUUCACAACAUCCCCAAGCUGGUCAUGUCCUCGUCGCCAUCCACGCGGUUUGACGGCUCCGACGUCGACGGCCUCACAGAGGCACAGAUGCCCGCCCUCCCGCUGCCGCGCUACAUGCAGACGUACGCCGAGACCAAGGCCAUGGGCGAGAUGGCAGUCACCGCCGCCUGCUCCCCAUCCCUCAUGACCGUCUCCGUCGCCCCACACCAGGUGUACGGCCCGCGCGACAACCUGUUCAUGCCCAACAUCCUGGAGGCCGCCGGGACGGGCGUGCUGCGCAUCUUCUCGGCACGACGGACCGGUUACGGCAUGAACAAGGUGUGCUUCACGCACGUGGACAACUACUGCCACGGUCUCAUGUGCGCCGAGAAGGCGCUGUUCAAGAACAGCCCCGCGCUCGGCAAGUUCUACAUUGUCACGGACGGGCGCACGCACCCGUCGCCGCUCGGAUAUGCGCACUUCUGGCAGGUGCUGGACGAGCCAAUCAAGGCCAUGGGGUUCCCAUCCAUCUGGUCCAAGUUCAAGCUGCCCGUGUGGCUGCUGAUGCCCAUUGCGCACAUCUGCGACUUUAUUGGCUGGCUCACGGGCCGCAAGCUCAAGCUGAACCCCUUCAACGUGCGCGUGCUGACGAUGCACCGCUGGUUUGACAUUUCCGUUGCGGAGCGCGACCUCAAGUUCACGCCCAUCAUCUCGUUUACAGACGGGUGGCGGGACACGGCCGACUACUUCAAGGAGCACUGGCUGCCGCGCUUCCGCACCAACAGGCGCGUGGCCGGCCUUGCGCAGCAGUCCGAGGACAAGAUCAACAUCCAGGCCAGGCGCUGAGCUGAGCGUCCGUCAUUGGUGAAGAUGGAGACAAGAAAAGGGAUGGAAUGUGGGGCUGUGUUGUGGGUCGUGUACACGUGUGUGUGUGUGUGUGCAUGUGUGUGUGUGUGUACAUGUGUGCAUGUGUGUGAGUGUGUGGGUGUGUGUGUGUACGUGUGUGUGUGGUACAUGUGUACAUUGUACAUGUCUGUGUGUGGUGCAUGUGUACAUUGUACAUGUGUGCGUGUGUGUUUGUGUGUGCAGAUUGUUUGCCUAGGUUGGCCGUGUUGGAGGUUGGUUUGAUAGCUUGCUUGCGGAAUGGGGGUUGUGGUGGCUCGCCUUUGGUAGUUGCUGUUGUUGUCGUUGUUGCCUUGAGACAUGGCCUGGCGGCCUUCUUGUUUGAAUCUGUGCUUUGCAGCGUCGUCAUCAUCACAUCAUGUUAUGUCACA